CGCCCACCUUGAAACUUCCCGGCAGCGAGCUGUGAGUCAGUAAACAAUCGUCACGAGUCUGUGAGUUAGUACUUAUAUCUCACAGACAGUCGCCUUUUGCUCGUUGUUCAAAGCUACAUUGCGAGGUGGACUGUGUUGAGGAGCUGCUCAAGCAACCAUGUUCGCCUCAGGACCUAACUAUAACAAACUCAAGACCAAUCUGAGACUUGCCAUCAAUAGGCUCAAGUUGCUGGAGAAGAAGAAAACAGAGUUGGCUCAGAAGGCCAGGAAAGAGAUAGCAGACUACCUCACCACAGGCAAGAUAGAGCGAGCGAAGAUCCGUGUGGAGCACAUAAUUCGUGAAGACUACUUGGUGGAGGCCAUGGAGGUUACAGAGAUGUACUGUGAUCUCCUCCUUGCUCGCUAUGGUCUUAUCCAACAAAUGAAAGAUCUUGAUGAAGGUCUUGCAGAGGCCAUCUCCUCGCUCAUCUGGGCUGCACCGAGACUUCAGACAGAUGUUGCAGAACUGAAGCUCAUUGCUGAUCAGUUAACUCUCAAGUAUGGGAAGCCCUAUGGUCAGGCUUGUCGAGAACAACAGGUGACAACAAUAAGCGAACGACUAAUCCACAAGCUUAGUGUACAGGCCCCACCCAAAGUUUUGGUGGAGAAGUACUUGGUAGAAAUUGCCAAAAACUAUAAUGUGGAGUAUAACCCUGAUCCUCAGGUGAUGAGAGAGGAGGAAUGGGGAAAAGACCCACUUAUUAGCUUGGACGAAAAGAAUAACCUGGGUAAUGACGGUGCAACGGGUGGCGGAGGUGGUGGUUACGGUGGUAUGAACAUCCCUCCAACAGGAUUUAUAGGCUACCCCCAACAGCCCAUGGCACCGCAACCUUUUGCUUAUCCAUCUCCGGUGCCGUUUCCCUCUCAAAUAACAAAAUUGGGACCCAUGUCUCCGGUUGGGGAUCUACAGCCAGUGCCCCAUCCAGGGUCUUCCGAGCAGCCGACUUCACUGUGGCAGCCCACGUCAAUAUUACAACCUACGCCAGUUGUGUGCAUUUCAGGAACAUGUGUCAAGCGUGUGCCCAGAUUAUUUUCUAUUUUAGUUACCAACCCACAGUCUCUCACUAAUUGUUUUGAUGAAUUUACUGCAGUUGUGAGUCGGCACCAACCAGACAUUGUGGUAGUUAGUGAAACAUGGUUUUCUGAUACACGACCAGCAAGUCAAUAUAACCUAGAUAAAUACAAGAUGUUCAAUGAUGAUCGGGAAGGUCGAGGUGGAGGUGUGGCAGUUUAUGUUCAUGAAAGUUUAAGAUCGAGUGAGGUUCAACUAAAAGCUCCUCCUGAACUAGAGUGCGUUUGGGUAAAUGUAGAUGACAGACUCAUCAUUUGUGGAUUGUACCAUCCUCCACGUGCAGCCACUGGACCUCUGUUAAUAGAUCAGAUUGUUAACGCGGUAUUAGAUAUUCGCUUUCACACCCCAACCAUCACAAUUGCUAUUGCAGGCGACUUUAAUAACCUACACCAGGGUCGGCUUUGUGCAAGUCUAGGAAUGACAAACCUAGUGCAAGAGCCUACACAUAUGAACUCCAUCAUUGACUUGGUUCUGACAGAUAACCCUGAUGGGUAUGAGAAACCAGUCCUUCUGCCACCUAUUGGACACAGUCGUCACAGCUGUGUGCUCGUUAACCCCAAGGGCUCUGUGGGAGGUAUAGAGCUGAAUCUUCCCAAUGUGCCCGGGCAGCCAUUAUAUCCUAGUGGGGGUAUGGGGGGCUAUAAUAUCCCACCGAGUGGUCCCCCUCCACCUGACAUGUCGGCUGACACGCUGCCGGAGAAGAUCAGUAACAAUAUGCAGAAUGUAAGUGGGAGUUGCCAAUGGGAUGAGCUGAUGGGGACAGACAACUCGCCCCCUCCUGAAUAUUCCUCUUUUUUGCCCUCGGGCCACUCGAGCAACGUGGGCCCUGUUCCUAAUGCACCAUACCCCAGUAUGCCCAUCGGUGGUCAACCUACUCGCCCACAGUUCCCGCCUGACGUUAGCUCUGGUGCUGGCAAUCUUAAGGAUGGGGACCAACCAAAACCAGCUCCACGCUCAAAAUUUGGAGAAGGCAAUGUAGACUUUGCACUUCCCGACCUGCCAAGUGUUCCAGACCUCCCAGGGUCUGCAACAUUCUCCGAUCCUACCGAGACCAAGGAUGAUAUUGACUUUGAUGACUUAACCAAGAGAUUUGAGGAUUUGAAGAAGAAAAAGUAGAUACAGUACUGUAUUUAUGUUUAUACCAGAGUUGUAAAUGAUUCAAGAAGGGUAUAAUUAUGUGCACUAUUACUUUGAGCAAAUACUAAUACAGCUUUGCCGGAUUUAAAUUCUUGUACAAGUUACCUAAUACAAAACAAGUCUAGUUGCAUACUAAUUUAACUGCUUAAUAAUUUUAGUGCAUAAUUAUUAUUCAAAGAAUGAGAUUUCUAGUUUAAUAGAAUAUACCGUACUGCAUAUUGAUUACGCAUAGCAUGCUGUACAGAAAAAUCUUGGUUUAACUGAUAAGAAACCGAGAUUAUAGACUGCUGUAUAUAGGCAGCCUGUUUUUUUUUUUUUUUUACAGUAUAGAAUUGGAUAAUGUAUUUUAAGAUAGUGUGGCUAUUCACUUUGGAUAAAAGUUUUGAGAAGUAUAGGCAAUACUUUGUCUUACACAGAGUUCAGCACUGAUCAUCAGAUGACCCACAGGUUGGGUUUUGAUGGGCUGCAAUUCUUGUACAUUAAAAACUUUAUUAUAUGCUUUCCUCCUUUCACUUUCCAAGCAUUCUGUGGAUUUCAUUAUGUAUUAUGUGCAAUGCAGGGAGUAUUGAAUAAUGUUAAAAAAAUAAUUAAGUAGAUUGAGGAAAAUGGAAUUAUGGAAGAUUGAAACUUAACCCUAUUUUUCCCAUACUCUCAAACCUUUGUUUGAUUUGCAGUUUUUGUUUUCAUAGGAACACAGUUCUCAUGUAAAUAGAUGGCUGUUAUAUAUAUAUAUAAAUUAAUUAAUUACACACAUAUAUGUGGGGUGGAUCUGAACUUUAUAGAAUGUCCUUGCCCUAUCUAUAGCUUAAUUUUGCCCAUGCUCCAUUUAAAAUAAUCACUUUUGUUAUUUAAAUUGUCUGGGUGGGAACCUUGCAGCAAGAUUUGCUCCUAAUGAGUGCACCUGCCAAUUUUCUCUAUUAUAUGAAACAUUCUAAUGAAGUAUUUCCAGAUUUAAUCUUCAAUUAAAAAAAUCUAUAUAUAAAUUAACCUGCAAAUAUAAUAUUACCUGAUUGCAACAGGAUUAAAAUGAAAUUUUAGAAAAUAUUAAAUUUAUAUUGCCACUAAUUAUUUGUAUAUGAUUGCUUCAAUGUUGUUUAACAUGUGCCUUGUUAAAAAUAAACAAAGUUUAAUGUUGAA
Messenger RNA from Procambarus clarkii (red swamp crayfish), 3385 nucleotides. RefSeq names its product IST1-like protein (gene Ist1). The record is from RefSeq and is a predicted model, not a curated record. Gene Ontology annotation, biological process: protein transport. Gene Ontology annotation, molecular function: catalytic activity. Lineage: Eukaryota; Metazoa; Arthropoda; Malacostraca; Decapoda; Cambaridae.